AUGAAAUCCGGCUCAAUAUCACAAUAUUUCGUGGAUUUUAUCACGCUGAAAUACGAUGUGGAAACGAGCAGAACGAUAGCUGAGGAAAUCAAGGACUCGAGCAGUCUUCUUUCUGAAAGUGUUGUGAGUGAACAUGUCUCGACUCAACCAUUUCUUCUCACAUUUCUUUUGUUCGGUUUUCUUUUAACAAUCGGUUUUCUCUCUUCAACAAUCACUCUACUCACUUGUCGUUUUUAUGGAAAAUGUGGAGCAAGAAGGUAUCAGUCUCAUCCCACUUCAGCUCGUUCAUUCACCAUUCAUCUCACAAUAUUUCUCGUUUCUUGGGUAAUCAUGGCAUCCAGUAGUAUAUCAUUUAUCUAUUCCGGUGUAACUUAUUGGAAUAGUGAAUACUAUCAAGAUUCGGUUCUAAUCUCAAACUAUUCUCUUCAAGACGAUUCAACGAAUUUCUAUCGAUUAUAUCGUUCAAAGAGGGAAUCGAGUGUAUUGGCUGCUCUUUUUAAUGAUGAUGAUUAUAAUGGGAAUUUUGAGGAAUUGCCUGCAUCUGAGAAACCGAUUAUUUUUGAGACAACACUCAGUCCAAAGAUAAACGCGCCAGUUCCAAUCGGAAAAGAUCUUCAAAUGGAUCAAAUAAAUAAAGAAAAAGACGAGAAAGCUUUUAAAAUUGAUGAUUCCACAACAACAACACCACGAUUAAAUAAACCGAUGAGAGAGUCGGUGAAAAAUCGAUCGGCAACGAGUACAAAUCAGAUCCAUUUGCCGUAUACGAUUGAAUCGAAGGCUAACGACAUGUUGAAUAUUCGCCCGAUUCACUAUGAAAAGCCGCGAAAACAGAUCACAAUACCGUUGAGGCCAAAAGCUGAGUUAGAAUAUAUGCAAUAUGAUGCAUCUGAAGAGGAAAAAAUAGAAGAAAGUGAAGAAAUGAAGACAACAAGACGACCAUCGACAUCUCCAUAUUCGAUUCCGAUUUCAUUUUUGAGAAGAACGGGAAUUAAUAGAGGGAUUGCCCCGAUCACUCCACCAAUCACCACAACAACUCUAUCCACGACGGCCAGAAGAAUCACUUCAACUACUCCACCAAAUGUAAUUGAUGAAGAGUACGAAUAUUCUGAAGAAGAGCAACUAAAGACGAAUAAACGAAUCGCCACGCUAAACAAUCGAGCGAUCACAACGAGUAAACCGAUUCCAUUGGGACUCUUUGGUCGAAAAGAUGAUUAUGAUGAAGAACAAACUACCAUUCAGCCACUAAAUGGAAAAAUCAAAGCCGAAUUAUGGAAAGAACAGAAGAAAAUACAAACGAUUUCGCCUCUUCGCUCAAAAUCAGUCGAACAAUGGCUUCCGCCAAUUCUCGACAAUCGAGUCGAUAUUGAUCGAUCUGAUGUCAUUGGUGAAAAAGAAGAAAUCGAAUAUGAAGAUGAGAAUGGGAAUCAAGAGAAAACUGAGGAGAAAACUGAAGAGGAAACUGAAGAGGAAACUGAAGAGAAAGCUCAAGGGAAAACUGAAGAGAAACCUCAAGAAACAACAAUGAAAAAUGAAAUUACAAGAGUGAUCUUUAAACGAGUCGAUCUGCCACCAAAUACCCUAGCACAGAUCCCUGGUGGAAGACCAUUAUUGGCCAAAGAAGUGAUGACAAUUUCACCGAAAACCUCAUCGUAUCUCUCUCCAUCAGCUCCAUUCAUCACAACAACUACAACUGAGCCUCGAUCUACGACAAGAAUCUCAAGUAUAUCCACAUUUCAAACAAGGAUUUCGACUUCUUAUCGGACUACUAGAAAACCAAUAACGAAUUCCAUUACUUCAAGUAUUUCAACGGCAACGCCUUUAACAACAACAACUACCACAACCACAACAACCAUGACAACGACAACAACAUCGACAACAACAUCGACAACAACAUCGACAACAACUACUGUCAAAUCGGACCCAUCAACACCCGCUGCAAGUUACUACAGUUCAGCAAUGGAAGCAUAUCAAGCAAAAAGUCGUCAACCUUUCAAUUUACAAAAUAAUUGGCAACAAGGACAUUCUGUUGAUUUAACAAAUUGGUCAAAAGAAUCAGGAGAUGGAAAGAAAAGAAAAAGUGAUCCAAAUUUUGAUCGUAAAGAGAAAAUUCUGGAGGAAUCUUUUGAAUCUCUUGAAUUUCAAACCACAGAACCCAAUUUGAUUGAACAGUCUGUGAUUGAAGAACAAAAAGAGACAGAGAGUACAACUCGGACGACAAGAAAGCUUUUUGUUGGAAGUACAAGAGAUUUGGGGAAAGAGAUCAAUCAAAGCACGAGAUCGAGAAUGGAGAAAAUCGAGAUUUCAACAAGACGAGAUUUUGGAGAUCUUAUUUUGGAAACAGAAAAGAGAAAAGGAUUAUCGAUGACUUCGAUGCCAAGUACAACAUCGACAAGUAAAGCUGUUGUAGACACGGAAACUCAAACAACGGAAUCCUCCAUGAAACUAUUGACAUCGAAUCGUCCAAAACAUGAAGGCGAAAGGAAACUCUCGAAACCGGAUCGACUGACUCACUCAUCUGAAUCACCUGAUCUUCAGAUCGUCUUCUAUUCACUUCACUCAAAUUUCAUUUUUUGGUUUCAUCGUUUCUCUUUUUUCCCAAUUGCUUUCUUCAUGAUUUUCACGGUUAUCCCCGCGAUUGCAGCAGUGAUUUCUGGAGUUGUUUGUUAUGCGAAUUCGUAUCAUCCAAUGGAUCGAAGCACAAGAUCUCAUCGAAUUGGAUUGGUUACGAUCUUUUUAUCAACAUCAUUGAUUUGUUCAACUUCUCUCCUCAUUUUCUAUUCAUGCUUUUCUCUUUUCUAUGCCCACAUCCAUUCGAUCGUUUGCCCAAUCGCUCAACUAAAGUUAAACAAUUUGCCAUUUGACACUUCUGCGUCUAAUCUAAUGACGGCUUUUGAGGAUAAAUGCUCGGAAUUCUUGGAACCAAUUCAGAUUUUAUGGAGUUCAUCACUUUUCUUUGCCAUCUCUUCAUUGAUCGUUUCAAUGACGAUGUUUGCUCUUUCAAAAUAUUUCCUUCGAAUGAAAACUGAGCACUAUUGGCAACAAAAUGAUGUAUACGGUAUGAUUCGUCGAAAAGCCGCCGAGAAUAUUUACGGAGAAGCGAUUUAUGGGGGAUUUUACGGACGCAAUGUCGAUCCAAUCUACGCGCCACCAAUUCGACCGAAAACUCGUCCACCCCCGCCGCCACCCGACAACAUUUAUGGGUUUAUUGGGGUCGAUAACAUUUAUGGAUCAGUGCCUCAACAAGAGAAUAUUUAUGGAACAAUCCCCGCACAACCGCCGCAAUAUGCUCAAGGUCGUUACGAUCAAUAUGGAGAGAUUUACGGAGCUCGGCAUCUUGGAGGCAGAAAGAUCUCUCAAACACAACAACAGCAAAUGAAUAGCAAUAAUAAUAAUAAUAAUAAUAAUGAACGUUUAGCGGUUUUCAGAGAGAAAAGGGAUUUGCAAAGUGAAUUCGGUUUGAAAUUCCCACUGGAGAUCAAUUUGAAUGCGAAUGAUUCGGUGGUGCAAAAAUUCGUCACCGAAAUGGGUGCAAUUCUAAAAGAAAUGAAACAAGAUUUGACCGAUUUCACCAAUUCAAAGCCAACAAAUCUUUUCAACGAUAUCCCUCAAAGUUUCAUGUGUGAGCUCUGUAAAGAAGCAAUAAAACAAAUGAAAUCGAAACAACAAAAAGAUGGGGAUAAUUUUGAAAAAAAUCUAAAAAUCGAAUGCUUAAAGGGUAAAAAUGAUCCUCAAUUUUCAACGCAUUGUGAUCUAAUCAAUAAGAUCAACUUGAAUCGACUCAACAACGAUUCGAUUGAUAAAAUUUGUGUAGAUGAGAAGUUUUGUGAUUUGAACGUCUCAUCACAAACACCGAGAAAAGAUGAACCGACAACGUUGACUCCAUUGAUGGCUAUGGAUUCGUAUAAU
Molecule: messenger RNA, 3906 nt
Organism: Mesorhabditis belari
Lineage: Eukaryota; Metazoa; Nematoda; Chromadorea; Rhabditida; Rhabditidae
Source: the annotation of a GenBank genome assembly